Molecule: messenger RNA, 357 nt
Organism: Impatiens glandulifera
Lineage: Eukaryota; Viridiplantae; Streptophyta; Magnoliopsida; Ericales; Balsaminaceae
Exons: 1
Coding region: 1-357 (118 amino acids)
Source: RefSeq, a predicted model, not a curated record
AUGGCCUCCACUCUCAUUCCGAUCGGAUCGCCGACAAUUCGAUCUUGCGCUACUCCUUCCCACCGUGAUCCCUAUCCUCGCCGACAAAUCUCUUCCCCUAAAUGGUGGUCACCGAUCUUCAACUAUUCAACCGAUACAUAUUACAUCGAUUCCACUAUCAACGACUCUCACAAAGAAGAUCAAGCAAAAUCAGGAUCCGUUACCGCGCCGAAUCCGUCUAAGUCUCGAUUUACGGAUGAGAAGGCUCGUCAUCUGCGGCUCUUAACGACCAGUACAUCGUCGUUUCACGAUGCUAUGUAUCACUCCGCCAUCGCCUCCCGUCUCGCUUCUGACUUUCCGAAUCGAUCGAAUAUGUGA